This is a messenger RNA of Centropristis striata (black sea bass), 407 nucleotides long. It is a transcript of the gene cenpx, whose product is annotated as centromere protein X. The transcript has 5 exons. NCBI's taxonomy places the organism in Eukaryota, Metazoa, Chordata, Actinopteri, Perciformes, Serranidae. The record is from RefSeq and is a predicted model, not a curated record. Gene Ontology annotation, cellular component: Fanconi anaemia nuclear complex; FANCM-MHF complex. Gene Ontology annotation, molecular function: protein heterodimerization activity. Gene Ontology annotation, biological process: DNA repair; kinetochore assembly; replication fork processing. Bases 13 to 258 code for a protein of 81 amino acids.
AGCUUCAAAAACAUGGCGGAGAAGGACGCAGAAAUUGGAUUCAAAAAGGACACAGUCAGCAAACUGUUGUCAAGUUUUUUCAAGGUGGACAAAACCAGACUAAGUGGUGAUGCUGUACUGCUCAUGACAGAGAUGCUGAAAGUAUUUGUCCAAGAGGCUGCUGUGAGAUCACAGAAACAAGCCGAGUCUGAAGACUGUGACCAAGUAGACAUCGAGCACUUUGAGAAGAUCCUGCCUCAGCUGCUGCUGGACUUCUAGCACAGUGACGCCACAAGAUGGAGCCGGAGUGUUGCCUGCACGUCCCAGUUUAAAUGCAACAACUUCAAUUCAAACAUGUUUAUUUUAUCUGUAUAACUGCUAAUUUCAUAACCUCUUAAAUCUGAGAUUACAUUAAGAUUAUCAUACUA